Molecule: messenger RNA, 2239 nt
Organism: Arvicanthis niloticus (Nile rat)
Lineage: Eukaryota; Metazoa; Chordata; Mammalia; Rodentia; Muridae
Gene: Cnot8
Product: CCR4-NOT transcription complex subunit 8
Cellular component (GO): CCR4-NOT complex
Molecular function (GO): nucleic acid binding; poly(A)-specific ribonuclease activity
Source: RefSeq, a predicted model, not a curated record
GAGCCAAGGCCCGCGGGCCCGCGCACGCCUGGAGUGACGCGGAGAGUAGGCGAGUCCGGAGGGCCGAAAGGUAGAGCGGCGCAACCCUCUGGUUUGCUGCACAUCGUAGGCCGCUCUGGGCUCCGGGGCUCGCGUCUCACUGUUGCGUUGGGUUCCUCGAGCGGAUCCGGGGCAAGAGGGAGGAGAGCUCGGGGUCAAGGGCCGCUGCCGCCCGCACUCGGCGGGGCCGCCAGCCAGGAUUGGAUCCAGUGUGGACGAUUAAGUCAAACAGAAGGAGGCUCGUUCUUUUACAUAGUUGGCUCACAGUGGCUCCUGAGGUGCCUUCAGGAUGCCUGCGGCACUUGUAGAAAACAGUCAGGUCAUUUGUGAGGUGUGGGCCAGCAAUCUUGAGGAAGAGAUGCGGAAGAUCCGUGAGAUUGUCCUCAGCUACAGCUAUAUCGCAAUGGAUACAGAGUUUCCAGGCGUUGUUGUACGACCGAUUGGUGAAUUUCGAAGCUCCAUAGAUUACCAGUAUCAGCUUUUGCGGUGCAAUGUUGACCUUCUAAAAAUCAUCCAGCUGGGCCUUACAUUCACAAAUGAGAAGGGGGAGUACCCUUCUGGGAUCAACACAUGGCAGUUCAACUUCAAGUUCAACCUGACAGAGGAUAUGUACUCCCAGGAUUCCAUAGACCUGCUUGCAAACUCCGGGUUGCAGUUCCAGAAACACGAGGAGGAGGGGAUUGAUACAUUGCACUUUGCAGAGCUGCUUAUGACAUCGGGAGUGGUUCUCUGUGACAACGUCAAGUGGCUUUCAUUUCACAGUGGUUAUGAUUUUGGCUACAUGGUAAAGCUGCUUACAGAUUCUCGACUGCCAGAAGAAGAGCACGAGUUUUUUCACAUCCUGAAUCUUUUCUUCCCUUCCAUUUAUGAUGUGAAAUACCUGAUGAAGAGCUGCAAAAAUCUUAAGGGAGGCCUUCAGGAGGUGGCUGAUCAGUUGGAUUUGCAGAGGAUUGGAAGGCAACAUCAAGCAGGCUCAGACUCUCUGUUAACAGGGAUGGCUUUCUUCAGGAUGAAAGAGCUAUUCUUUGAGGACAGUAUUGAUGAUGCCAAAUAUUGUGGGCGCCUCUAUGGCCUGGGCACAGGAGUGGCCCAGAAGCAGAAUGAGGACGUGGACUCUGCCCAGGAGAAGAUGAGUAUCUUGGCCAUGAUCAACAGCAUGCAGCAGUGACAGUGCGUGCCCCACGCCGCCUGUGCCAUCUGCCCGGCCACUGACUGACCUGCGUCUGCUCCAAGCAGAGACUUUGGGUUUUUGUUUAAAGAUGCCUUUAUUUUAGAUCCAAGAGGGGGUUUGCUCUGAAUUUGUAAACAAGUCUUCCUUGUCCUCAUGCCCAUACCCCUCUGCUGCCUUCUGCCACCAGCAUCCAUGGCUCCAUGGACACCUUUUUAAAUCUCCAGGAUGUCUGAAACAAACUAGUAAAAUGUGUAUGACUCUUAUGCGUUGUCAUUCUUCUUUUGGCUUUGUUGCUCUGAUGAAGAUGCUCCGAUGAGCUGAGGCUGCCAGAGAACAAGGUGUGUGUUCCUGAGAAGCAGGUCUGUGCCAGCAGGCUGUUUUGCCUUGUUUGUGCUUUUUCAGGAUGGAGUGGCGCUACAGUAAUUGCUGGCCCGUGCUGAAAUCUGGAGACAGUUCUGUCUCCUUCCGUGUUGUUAGGCUGGCCCCUGAGCCUCACCUUGUUCACCUUGGUUUUCAGUUGAUGAACUGCCCUAGACCAGACCAUGCUCCCAGUCAUCCUGUUCUUAGCAGGGUGAUCUGUCCUGUGCUCCAUAUGCCUGUCGGCAUUUAGCAAGCCUGAGGUGUCAAGAGGUGGUAGAGCUGAGCUCAGGAGCUUGAGUCUUAGGAAAGAAAGGCCCAGGAGUCACUGUGAGGACAGUAAGGGGAUUCACCUCAGAACCCGUGGAGUCAUCCCCACAACUAUGUUUGGAAGCCUGUUGUCUGUGUUUAAGGUUAGGCAUUUAGGAAGCACACUGCUUUUUAAAUGACUAUAGAAAAGGACAAUUGUAAGAAAGUAAAAACUUCUUUGGAAGGCAGAGACAGAUGGCAGCAGCUCACUUAGGCAGGAAUGGUCUUACCUUUUAAAAGCUUGUGGGAAACUGAAUUUGAAAUAGCAAAAUGUCAAGUAUUAAAGCUGGUAUUUAAGAUGCCUGUAAAUAUUAUUUAUGUUUUUAAUUUUGUAAAAUAAAGAUUGCUUUUUAACCAUUGGCA